Molecule: messenger RNA, 1812 nt
Organism: Prorocentrum cordatum
Lineage: Eukaryota; Dinophyceae; Prorocentrales; Prorocentraceae
Source: the annotation of a GenBank genome assembly
GGGCCCGAGACGAAGCGAAAGAGCACGCAUUGUUGUUUCUCACAACGCCCGGAUACUGGGGUCCACGACACUUGUUUUCGUUGGGUGGGGGUCCCCCGUCGUUCUGAAGCCCAUUGUUGGCUCAAAUAUGCCAUGGCCGAUGUUUUAGACGAGAUCGCUGUCGCCCUGCGAGACUUGAGUGAUGGCGGCGUCCCCAACGAGGAUCCACUCCUCGGGCAGCUCAUGCCGGCCUUGCGCCAGCUUCCCAAGGAGAAAUACGUGCAGCGUGGACAUCUUCUUCUGCGGAGCCUUGCUGCCCAGGACCCAGUCUCAUGCUCUUCGAAGACGCCCAAGAAUACGUGGCUUCAGUAUGUUCAAGAACAGCGAUUGGGAGGUCGGGCAAGCUUGGCCGAGAUCGGGGCUAAAUGGCAUGCAUUACCGGAGGCGGAGGUGGCGGCAGUGGAGGCACGGCGGCAGCUUCGCCAGCAGCGCCAGCCACCCGCGCAAGUGCGCCCAUCGGAUUCGCGACCUGCAUGGCCUCAUUGCGGCGACCAGUUUUACCCGAUUAGCUUAGAGAACCUGGUCGGCGUCAACCAGCGGGUGCAGGGGCUCUCCAGACAGUGGGCGAGUGCGGUUGGGGACGGAGUGGUGCGCCCUUGUGCUCGGAUCCACGCCCCAGUAAAGAAGCUAUGCUCUGCAUUCAUGGAGCGGGGAUGCUGCAGGGGCAAAUGCCCAGCUGCCGAAUUCGGUCGUUUGAUGCAUUGGCAACGCUUCCUCAGAGACUGGUGCCGCCUGGUGGUGCUGAGAAACUUCAAAUGGGAUUCCACGUGGGAUCAGCUCGGCUUCAUGUACGUCGGUGCCCGAGAGGAUGGCGCUCGAGGAAGCGAUGAUCCAGAGCCAGGGCACAUCGUCGUUUGUUUGGAUGCGGACAUGUCUGACUUCCAGGCCGCCUUGGUGAUGCAUGGGCAUGGUCCACCUGCGAUUGGAGAUAUCAUCGACCUGAACUUGCGCUUUGACACCUUGACAGACCACCGUACUUUUCCAAGGGCGAUGGUAGCCGCGGAGGCCCGGAACGACGACGAGUUGGUCACGCUCCAAAUCAACUACACCCAGGUUGGCCUAUUGCGGUAUCGAGUUGAUGGCUUGGAGGACGUGGCUGCCAAGACCGCAGAGGACUCGGCUGCUCGAGCUCGUGACCGCGAGCUGAGGAAGGCAGAGAAGAUGGCGCGUGGCGAAGAUGUCGUGAAUGACAAGCGUCGGCGCAAGGGCUGCGCAGCUGGCGCGAUGAAGAAAAGGAAAGGAGGAAAGCUGGCCGCUGGGAAGGAAGCCAAGGGAGACGGAGCGCCUGAUGGCGACGCCGAGGAUGGCGAACUUGAGAGUUCAGGCGGCGAGGACGCCGAGGAGAAUGGCAGCUCGAAUUCUGGUGACGACUACGACGACGUUGGCGGAGGAGGAGAGGAAGAGGCUGCUGGUGGCCAUGCCGACGCGGGUGGCGCAGGGGGCGCCGGCGUCCACGCUGACGGGGGCGGCGGAGGAGGAGCCGGCGGCGGCGGCGGCGGGCUUCCGGCUUACAUGUUCGACGAGGAGACGGGCAGGGUUACGCUGCCCGACGGGACUGCUGUGGGGCGCAUUUCGAUGAUCAAGGUGGGGACUACGCAAGAGGCAGUGUCGAUAUAUUGCAAUUGGCACGGUUGCAAAAUGAUGAAGAGAGUGAUUGCAGCGCCGCCGUGUCAGCCGCUCAUCGAGUGGCUCGUUGCAGGGACCGCGACGCCAAAGCGACGCGGUGCUGCCGAUGUACGGAUGCACGAGGCAUCCUUCCCAGCUGCAGGUUGA